Messenger RNA from Liolophura sinensis, 2516 nucleotides. RefSeq lists its product as uncharacterized. The coding region runs from base 89 to 1276 and encodes 395 amino acids. NCBI's taxonomy places the organism in Eukaryota, Metazoa, Mollusca, Polyplacophora, Chitonida, Chitonidae. The record is from RefSeq and is a predicted model, not a curated record. The transcript is spliced from 4 exons.
UGACGCCGAAGAAACUGAAACAUCUGAUGACAAUAGUCCUAAAAACGGCAUUGAUGAAGAUGACAUUGACGAGAUUUAUGAGCCAUACAUGGUGUCUCAGUUGGCAAAACGUUUCAUUAGGCGUUUCCUGAAGGGUUUCCUGAGCGGCGUGGGCCUGUAUGCUGGGUUCAAAACGGUGACCGCCUUAGUGAAAAAUCCGUUUAGAGAAAGAUUGCCAAACAUAGCAAAAGAGAUCUUGAGCAAAGACUGUGUCAGAUUUGCAGCAUUUCUUGGCCUAUACCCUAGUGUGUACGAGUUCCUUGUGAGAACAAUCCAUAAAAUAAGAGGAACAAAGGAUGGAUGGAAUCAUGGCAUUGCAGGAGGGUUAGCUGGAUUGACCAUAGUGUUGGAGAAUCCAGUACGAAGGAGAACUCUGUCAUUGUUCACUAUAUCACGAGCUCUGGGUGCGCUCGUUUCCACCUUGAUUACCCGCGGUCAAAUCCCGUCCAUAGUUCACGGCGACACACUGUUGUUCUGCUUGUCCUGUUCAUUCCUGGUGUACUGUACAGCUCUUAGGCCUCACUUGUUACCUAAAGGAUAUUACUACUCUGUCCUCAAGUGGUCCCGUGAUUAUACGGACGACAAUUUAAACCAGCUGUUCCGUGUACCUGGGGAGAAGUUUCUCACCUGUAACGAGGUGGGUCUUCACACAGACUCCUGCACCAGUCAUGCCCUCAGAGACCUCAUCCAGAGCUGGCCCAUGUUUGCCAAACUGUACCUUCCUAUCCAUCUGGCGCCGGUUCUUAUCUUCAGACAUAAGCUGCUCAUCAACAGGCCGGCAAAGGUACUACGCUCACUGAUCAAGAACACUGUCAUGUCUACAACAUUCCUUGCAUCCAUGGUGAUGUUAGCCAAGUACGUGGUCUGCUUCCUGCGAACCACCCUCAGGGAACCCCCACCCCUCAGACACUACAUUCCCGCUGUGGCAGGGCUGGUGGCGGGACUCGGGGUACUGUUUGAGCGGGCGAACAGGCGUAAGGAGCUGGUGCUCUUCCUCAUCCCCCACACUCUCUAUGCUCUGUUCGUCUGGGGCAUGGAGAAGCAUAUCCUCCCCUGGGUACCUUACUCCUCUGUUCCUUUAUUUGCUCUCUCCACCGCCUCCAUCAUGCACGCCUAUGAGCGAGAGCCAGACUCCAUGACACCACUAAUUAACGGUAUUCUUCGCUACUUUGUCGGGGAAAGGGUGGAUAAAAGCAAGAGGGCGAUCAAGCUAAGGACAGAGAGUGAACUGAUGUGAAAAAAUGUUUUUGAAACGGUUUGAUUUAUUUAUUUAUUUGAUUGCUGAUUUACGCCAUGCUCAAGAAUAUUUCACUUAUACGACAGCAGCCAGCAUUAUGGUGGGAGGAAACCAGGCAGAGCCCGGGGGAAACCCACGACCAUCCGCAGGUUGCUGGAAACGGUUUGAAGUUCAGUGUUGAUGCUUAGUGUACUCUGUUGAGGGUUUAGCUAUUCUAUUCAGUGAAUGGCACAUUACUUAUGAAUGGAAAAUUAACUCCUUUGACAAUUAUUGCUAGUAAGGUUUUACUGAAAAAGUUUUUUUUUCAAUAAGUAACAUAACACAUGGAUAAUAAACUCUUUCAGAUAUUACUAAUUGUGUUAAUUAGAAUGAGUUUUUUAUCUAUAAGUAACAUAACACAUUAGGCCCUACGUAUGGAUACUGGUAGCAGAUGCCUUCAAUUACUGCUAGUGAUGGUAAAUUGAAAGAGUCUUCUUUUUUUUUUUUUCGCCAGUAACAUAACACAUUUAACACUCACGGAUAACAAACUCUUUCAGUUAUUGGUAAUUGUGUUUAUUUUUAUUGAGUCCUGUUUAUCUAUAAGUGUCGUUACACAUUAGGCCCUACUUUAUGGAUAGCAAAUGCCUUGAAUUAUUGCUAGUGAUGUGUAAUUGAAAGUCUUUUUUUUCCCCCCACAAGUAACAUAACACAUUCAGUACUUAUGGUUAUCAAACUCUUUCAAUUAUUGUUAAUAAUGUUUAUGUGAAUGAGUUUUUUAAUCCAUAAGUAACAUUACACAUGAGGCCCUACGUACUUAUCUACUUACUACCUAUUUAUGCAGUAAGUUAGAUAAGCACACUAGCUGUCUUGAGGUUCAGUUUAAUAUUUUCUUUUUCAACUUUUGCUCGACAAAUUUAUGAAAUCAAUUGAAUGUUUGCAAUAAUCUGAUCAGGUACAGGUAUAUUUUGUUACACAAAGGUGUUAUAUAUUUGUCAACAGUUGUAUCAGUAUACACAUACAUGACUGUGUCUUUUUGAUGAAGCAUUUUAAGAAAUUGCUUUUUUUUAUUUAAUAUUUUUAUACCUGUACAAUGGUUUAUUAUGAUAAUAGAGAUUGUAAUUUGUAAGAUAAUGUGCAUGCAUCUUAAUUUUUUUGUUUAAUACAAAUCUACCCGAUCAAAAUCUCUAUUUUAACAUUUUUUAUUCCUAGCAUAUAUAUAUAUAUAUAUAUCUUAAAAGUACUGGGUAAGCGUUUUCACAAU